AUGUGGAUCGAGGCGCUGAAGAACGGGGUCCACCCGACGCCGUGCCACCAGAUGCUCACGGAGCUGCUCGGCAUCCACGAGCAGGGCGCGCUCAAGGACGAGGACCUGGCGAAGUACCACGACCUGCUGCGGGUGAUGCUGAUGCACCUGCACUGCCGCGGCUUCCUGGAGGACGGCAACGGCGGUGUUGUGAUGCAGGCGGUGGCCAAGGUGCUGCUGCUCUCGGGGCAGCAGCUGGCGCGGCCGGCGCUGGCGCUGCUGCGCAGGGGCAUCAAACUCGUGGAGUGCCACACGGAGGACGUGGAGGACACAAGCUGGAUACAGCUCAUGAUGCAGCUGGAUAUCCUCUCGCGGGCGGAGACGACCCUCGCGCUGCCGCCGCCCGAGGGCCACUCCGCCGGGCCGCGCUCGGAGAGGUGGCUGCUGGAGGGCCCCUGGGGCGUCCCCGAGGGCUCCGACGCCUCCCUCGGCGUGCGCCUCACCGCCACCGGCGGCUAG
Messenger RNA from Prorocentrum cordatum, 498 nucleotides. The record is from the annotation of a GenBank genome assembly. Lineage: Eukaryota; Dinophyceae; Prorocentrales; Prorocentraceae.